Molecule: messenger RNA, 2213 nt
Organism: Ipomoea triloba (trilobed morning glory)
Lineage: Eukaryota; Viridiplantae; Streptophyta; Magnoliopsida; Solanales; Convolvulaceae
Product: dynamin-related protein 5A-like
Exons: 16
Coding region: 254-2083 (609 amino acids)
Cellular component (GO): membrane; microtubule; cytoplasm
Molecular function (GO): microtubule binding; GTPase activity; GTP binding
Source: RefSeq, a predicted model, not a curated record
CGCGGUUCUUCGUUUGAAUUCUAUCUGCCGUUACAUAUAUAGCCAUACAUAUAGAUACAGAAAAUGAAAACCAACUUAUAGAAAAUUUUGCCACUGCUUCAAACUUCCGGCCGAUUCAUUUUGAUUGUCGGUCUGCAGUACAGAAAUUCAAAAUCCCUCCAUUUGAUUUUGAUCUGUCAACUCGCCGAGUAGUUUUUUGUUUUUAGCGGUUCCGGAUUCAAAUCGACGCAGAUCUGUUACUUGGACAGAUACAAUGGAGAACCUCAUCUCAUUGGUAAACAGAUUGCAGAGAGCUUGCACAGCGCUAGGCGAUCACGGCGAGGAUAGUGCUUUGCCUACUCUGUGGGAUGCGUUACCUUCCAUCGCCGUCGUCGGUGGCCAGAGCUCAGGAAAGUCUUCUGUGCUAGAGAGCAUUGUUGGCAAGGACUUUUUACCCCGUGGAUCAGGUAUUGUGACCCGUCGUCCACUUGUCCUACAGCUUCAUCGCAUAGAUGAAAAUAGAGAAUAUGCAGAAUUUGGGCACAUUCCAAGGAAAAGGUUUACUGAUUUUGCUGCUGUGAGGAAGGAAAUUUCAGAUGAAACUGAUCGUGAGACAGGCCGUACUAAAGCAAUCUCAAGUGUUCCUAUUUAUCUCAGUAUAUAUUCUCCUAAUGUUGUGAACUUGACAUUGAUUGAUCUUCCUGGACUUACUAAAGUUGCUGUCGAGGGACAGCCAGAAAGCAUUGUUCAUGACAUUGAAAACAUGGUUCGCUCUUACAUUGAGAAGCCUAAUUCUAUUAUUCUUGCAAUUUCUCCUGCCAACCAAGAUUUGGCCACAUCAGAUGCAAUAAAAAUUUCACGUGAAGUAGAUCCAAAAGGGGAGAGGACAUUUGGAGUUCUGACGAAAAUUGAUCUUAUGGACAAGGGUACUGAUGCUGUCGAUAUAUUGGAAGGAAAAGCAUACAAGCUACCAUAUCCAUGGAUUGGUGUUGUCAAUCGUUCCCAAGCUGAUAUAAACAAAAAUGUUGACAUGAUUGCUGCUAGGCGUAGAGAGCGAGAAUAUUUUUCUAGCACCCCCGAAUACAAGCAUCUAGCUCAUAGGAUGGGCUCAGAACAUCUUGGGAAAGUUAUGUCUAAGCAUUUGGAGUCUGUCAUCAAGUCUCGCAUCCCUGGUCUCCAGUCUCUUAUCAACAAAACUAUCAUUGAGCUAGAAACAGAGUUGAGCCGUCUUGGGAAGCCUAUUGCAACUGAUGCUGGAGGAAAACUAUACAUGAUUAUGGAAAUUUGCCGUAUUUUUGAUGGAAAUUUCAAAGAACACCUUGACGGAGUCCGACCUGGGGGUGAUAAAGUUUAUAAUGUCUUUGAUAACCAGCUCCCUGCUGCAUUGAAAAGGUUACAAUUUGACAAGCAUCUUUCUAUGGAAAAUGUACGGAAGCUUAUAACUGAAGCUGAUGGAUAUCAACCUCAUUUGAUAGCCCCUGAACAAGGAUAUCGUCGUCUCAUUGAAUCUUCAGUGAUUAGUAUUAAGGGUCCUGCCGAGGCUUCUGUUGAUGCGGUUCAUGCUAUACUGAAGGAUCUCGUUCACAAGGCAAUUAAUGAGACUACGGAGCUAAAGCAGUACCCCUCUCUCAGAGUGGAGGUCAGUAAUGCAGCUGUUGAAUCAUUGGAAAGAAUGAGGGAUGAAAGCAAGAAAGCCACUCUACAGCUUGUUGAAAUGGAGUGUAGUUACCUUACUGUAGAUUUCUUCCGUAAACUGCCUCAAGAUAUUGAGAAGGGUGGAAAUCCAACACAUUCAAUUUUUGACAGAUAUAAUGAUUCCUAUCUGCGGAGAAUUGGAUCAAAUGUAUUGUCUUAUGUCAAUAUGGUAUGUGCCAGCUUGAGGAACUCCAUUCCUAAGUCUAUUGUUUACUGUCAAGUGCGAGAAGCGAAGCGUAGCUUGCUUGACCACUUCUUCACUGAGUUGGGCAAAAAGGAGGCGAAACAGCUGGGCAAACUUUUGGACGAGGAUCCAGCUAUAAUGCAGAGACGUGUAUCCUUGGCUAAGAGAUUAGAGCUGUACAGAUCUGCUCAAGCAGAGAUAGAUACAGUUGCAUUGUCGAAAUAGACAGACAUCUAAAUAUAUUUCAUGCGAAUUAUUGGUUUAUCACUAUUUAAUUUUUUCACUAUAACUAGUGAUUCUAAUUUCUUUUAACGUAUUCUCAUCUUUUAAAAAAUAUAAAGCAUAUUAAUGUUCA